AUGCUUGGCAAGCAGCUCAACUACAUCGACGUUGUUUACGAACGCAAGAUCGAGUAUCCUUCCGUUCACGUUCGAGGUGUGCUGGAAGAGGUCUACGGUGCGGGUCUUUCGCGGGAACCACACCAUCAACCAGAGCUGCGGCAAUACACACGAGCUGGGAACAGCUUUUAUGGUGGUGGGGGAGGUGCAAAAGCGUGUGAUCGGAUGGUGGUCAGCGACAGAAUGUGCAGGUUGAGGAUCAAGGGCAGGUUCUUCAAUAUCAGCAUAACUAACGUGCAUAGUCCCCAUCUCGGAAGUAGCGAUGACGACAGGGACGAAUUCUAUGCGCAACUGGAAGGUGAAUACAAUCGCUGCCCAAGACAUGAUGUCAAAAUCGUCAUCGGCGACCUUAAUGUUCAGGUUGGCCAAGAGCCAGCAGACGAACGAGAACGACGACAUUUCUGGGACAUUCUCGACGUAAGGACCUAUCAAGGUGCUAACGUCGACUCGGACCACUAUCUGAUGAUGCUUAAACUGCGUCCAAAACUAUCCGUAGUGAACAGUUUAAGAUACCGGCGCCUGCCGCUGUAUAACCUGGACCGACUGAGGGAAACCAACGUCGCGACAACGUACGCGCAGCAUCUUGAAGCAGCGCUGCCACCGGAGGAGGAGCUCAUCGAUGCUCCCGUUGAGGACUGCUGGACCAGGAUUAAAGCAGCCAUAAGCAGUACUGCGGAGAGCUUCCUAGGAUACGUACAGAGGAGUCGACGGAACGAUUGGUUCGAUGACGAGUGCCAAGAAAUAUUGGACUAG
This is a messenger RNA of Topomyia yanbarensis, 792 nucleotides long. RefSeq lists its product as uncharacterized. Lineage: Eukaryota; Metazoa; Arthropoda; Insecta; Diptera; Culicidae. The transcript has 3 exons. The coding region runs from base 1 to 792 and encodes 263 amino acids. The record is from RefSeq and is a predicted model, not a curated record.